This is a messenger RNA of Thamnophis elegans (Western terrestrial garter snake), 2574 nucleotides long. Its product is annotated as vomeronasal type-2 receptor 26-like. Gene Ontology annotation, molecular function: G protein-coupled receptor activity. Gene Ontology annotation, biological process: G protein-coupled receptor signaling pathway. NCBI's taxonomy places the organism in Eukaryota, Metazoa, Chordata, Lepidosauria, Squamata, Natricidae. The record is from RefSeq and is a predicted model, not a curated record. Bases 1 to 2574 code for a protein of 857 amino acids. The transcript is spliced from 6 exons. Gene Ontology annotation, cellular component: membrane.
AUGGACAGGAGGCACAAAUAUUUUCUCUAUGACAAAUGCCUGAAGAUGUUGUUCCUUCUGAUUCUCUGGGUGCAGAAAGCAGUUACUCUGAGCUGCCCUGCGAGCGAUGCUUUCCCUGUUCCCCAUGAGUGGUACCAGCCUGGUGACCUCAUCGUAGGUGGGAUGGUGUCUCAGAUAAUUCGCCACUUUUUUGAAAUUGAAUUUAAGGAACAUCCUUCUCUAAAACCUUAUGAUUUACCACUUGUAAUAACCAAAUUCUACCAGCACGUCCUCGCCUUGGCCUUUGCUGUGAAGGAGAUCAAUGAGGACUCCCAGAUCUUACCUAAUAUCACUCUCGGGUUCCAUAUCUAUGACAGUUACAAUAACCCAAGGAUGACCUAUCGUACCACUCUAGACCUGCUUUUCAAAUCCCAGGAAUUUGUCCCCAACUACAAAUGUGAUAGCCAGAAGAAUCUCAUGGCCAUCAUUGGAGGGUUAGGUCCUGAUACAUCAUCCUUUAUGGCAGAAAGUAUAAAUGUCUACAAAAUUCCACAGUUGACUUAUGGUUCCUUUGCCCAAGAAGACUUUCAUAUUACUGAGUUAUUUCCACUUUAUUGUAUGGUCCCCAAAGAGGAGCAUCAGUACACUGGACUUAUACAACUUCUUCUCCAUUUUGGAUGGACGUGGAUUGGACUCUUUGCUUUUGAAAAUAAGGAAGAGUGUUUUUUGCAAAAACUGCAGCCGUUGCUUUCACAGAAUGGGGUCUGUUUAGCUUUUACGCAAAACAUUCCACAACACCUCCACUUAGAAGAUUUGUCAGAAUUGUUUGAUUCAAUCUCAAUUAUUUCUAAUAAAUUAAUGGAUCAAAAAGCAAAUGUUUUUCUUGUCCACGGAGAAUCCAUCAUAAUCGUGUGGCUGAGAACUGUCAUGUUUCUACGGGAUCCUGAAAAUAAAGAGAGUACGUUAUUUAGAAAGGUUUGGAUCCUGAUGAAUUCAAUUGAUUUCAUUCUGACGGGAAUUCAAAGGAGUUGGGAUUUCCAGUUGUUCCACGGGGCUCUUUCCUUUACUGUUUAUUCCAGGGAUGUUUAUGGGUUCAAAGAAUUUCUUCAAGUCAUCAAACCUUCAACCCACAAAGAUGGAUUUCUUCAAGAGGUUUGGGAGCAAUUGUUCGAUUGUUCAUUUUCAAAGGCAGAAUUAUAUUUAUCUACGAUUAGUGAAACCUGUACUGGAGAAGAGAAGUUGGAGACUCUACCUGGUCCUCUGUUUGAAUUUCAGAUGACUGGCCAAAGCUAUAGUAUCUACAAUGCUGUUUAUGCAGUGGCACAUUCUUUGCAUCAGGCACUCCAUUCAUUUCUUCAAGGCAUUUCUUUUAACAAUUCAGCCGGGGAGAGAAUAUUCCUGAAUGAGAAAGGGGAAGCAACAGGUGGAUUCGACAUCACCAACUUGAUCACUUUUCCAAAUAGAUCCUUUCAGAGAGUAAGAGUUGGAAAAAUGGAUCCUCAUAUUCCCAAAGGGAAGAAAUUAUUCAUUAAUGAAGAGGUGAUUGUCUGGCACUCAGGUUUUAACCAGGUUGUUCCAUUUUCUCAGUGUAGUGACCAUUGCUACCCUGGAUACUGGAAGAAAAGUUUGGAAGGAAAACAAUUCUGUUGCUACAACUGUGUUCCUUGUCCAGAAGGGAAGAUUUCAAAUGAAAAGGAUAUGGAUGACUGUUUUCAAUGUUCAGAAGAUCAAUAUCCAAAUGAAGAAAAGAAUGGCUGUAUACUGAAACUGCUGGUCUUUCUAACUUUUGAAGAAACCUUAGGAAUUGCCUUAUCCUCAGCAGUUCUUUGUUUCUUCUUCUUGACCUCUUGGGUACUUGGAACUUUUAUUAAGCACAGGGAUACUCCCAUUGUGAGAGCCAACAACCAGUCCCUCACCUACACCCUGCUUGUCGCACUUCAGCUCUGUUUCCUCUCCUCUUUGCUCUUCCUAAGUCAACCUGGCAAAGUGACCUGCCUUCUCAGGCAACCAACUUUCGGCAUCACCUUCUCAGUGGCCAUUUCUUGUGUACUGGCUAAAACCAUCACUGUGGUUGUGGCCUUCAUGGCCACUAAACCAGGAUCUCACCUGAGGAAAUGGGUGGGGAAGAGAUUGGCCUUUUCUAUUGUCCUCUCAUGCUCUCUCUUGCAAGUAUUUCUUUGUAUUCUUUGGUUGUUGACAUCUCUCCCAUUUCCUGAGUUGGACAUGCACUCAGAGCUCCAAGAAAAGAUUUUACAAUGCAAUGAGGGGUCAGAUUUCUUUUUCUACUGUGUCUUGGGCUACAUGGGUAUCUUGGCCAUUGCCAGCUUCAUUGUGGCUUUCCUUGCUCGUAAAUUACCUGACAGCUUUAAUGAAGCCAAGUUCAUCACCUUCAGUAUGUUGGCCUUCUGCAGUGUGUGGUUCUCCUUCUUUCCAGCCUAUCUGAGCACAAAAGGAAAAGCCAUGGUAGCUGUGGAGGUCUUCUCCAUCCUGUCCUCCAGUGCUGCAUUACUGGGAUGCAUAUUCCUCCCAAAAUGCUACAUCAUUGUUUUUCGGCCUGACCUUAACCACAGGGAGCAACUCAUAAAGAGAAAUUAA